UUUCAAAAUGACUUCCAGAGGAAAACCUUUGACAGCUGCAUCUCUGUUGAUACUUUUGAUGAAAGUCUUCAGUGGAAACAGUCUGACAUGUCAUCCAGCAGAGUAUCAGAUAGGGAAUGAAUGCUGUCACAAGUGUCCACCUGGAAGUCGUGUUAAAACAGAUUGUACAGAGUUCAGAAGUACUACCUGUCUGCCCUGCUUAGAGGGAACCUACAUGAAUCAACCUACUGAACGUACACAAUGUUUUCCCUGCACAAACUGUGAUGCAGGUUCUGGUCUGAAGAUAAAGACUUCAUGUACAUCAACAUCAGAUACAGUUUGUGAACCACUGGAAGGAUUCUACUGUAUAGACGUCAAAGACAAAGGACAUGGGGCAGCACAGAGACACAAACACUGUGAACCAGGACAAUACAUCAGUAAAAAAGGAACAGCCUCCACAGACACUGAGUGCUCUGACUGCACUGAUGGAACAUUUUCAGAUGGGACAUUUACAUCUUGUCAGCCACACACACAAUGUGAAUCAGUAAACCUUCAGCUGAUCAGACCAGGAACUGCUUCAGAUGAUGCUCAAUGUGGACACAGUUCAAAAAUACCAGCAAUUGUGAUUGUUGUUAUUGUAGUAUCUUUGUUAUUAAUAGCAGCUGUAGUUGUAUUCAUAUUGAUAAAGAAGAGAAAAUGUCUAACAGGCCUUUUCAGCCAAAAGAAUGAGAACAGUCCCCCAGAGGAGAUUAAUGGAGGAGAAACCGCUGUAAUGAUGCCAAUGCCAACAGCAGCAGAGAUGGAUUCAUCCAGAGGGAGCUCCGAGUAGAGCUGCUCAUCUUUCACAUUGAAAGGAACCAGUUGAGGUGGUUCAGACAUCUGAUCAGGACGACUCUCUGCUGCCUUCCUUUGGAGAUUUUCCAGCCACGUCCAACUGGUAGGAGACCCUGAGGUAGACCCAGAACUUUCUGGAUGGAUUACAGAUCCCAUCAGGACUGGGAACGUCUCAGGAGGAGCUGGGAAACCUUGCUGGGGUGAGGGACGUCUGAUAAACCCUGCCUAACCUGUGGCACUGCUACCUGACCCCAGAUCAGCAGAAGAGGAUGAGGACAGUGUCCUUUACUGCAGCAUGAUGGGACAUCGCUGCCAUCAGAGGACCAGUGAGGAACAUUAUAAUAAUCCUUCACAGUGGACAUUUUAAUUUGGGAAGGAUGAUGAACACAGUAUAUUUACUCACACUUGAGUUCAAGUUGUGUUUGUGAGUUAUGAAAUAUCAGUAACAAUAUGUUGUAUGAAUGCUGCAGGCUGACUGUCAGGUGUAAAUCAACUGGAAUCUAAUGAUCCCUGUAGAUGAUUCAAACAUUAAUAUGUUAAUAAUGUUCCAGUGUUUGUGCUGCACAGGUCCUUUGGACAAUUCUGUUGAAAUGACAGGAGCAACAGCUGAGAGUUAAACUGCAGCUUUCUAAAUGUGAGUUCACUGGUGAGGAACACGAUACAACAACAUGUCAUUUAAAGGUUUUAGUAGAGAAGGAGGUGUUGGAUGCUGAGGACAGAUGAGUGGAUGUGUAGGGCCGUAGUGAAGGGUGUCAUCUGUUAGACUGGUCUGGGAGGACAUACUGAAGAGGGGGUGGAGGCAGACUGACUGUGGGGGUUCCAUCAUGACGUGACUCCACUCUGAUCACAGGAACUCAGUCGUGGGAGAAGAACGCAGCAGAAUAGGGAGGGAUGAGGGAAGGAGGGAUAAUGUGUAGGUUUGACAGGUGUUAGAGGUGGAGUUGAGGCGUGGCUCUGCUCCUUAAGGUAACUAGUUAAAUUCAUUUAGAGUGAAGGGUCCUGGGAGGUAUGACACAGCUGUAAGUUGUUUUCUGUUUGAAAUAGUGAUGUGUAGUUUGAAACAGUGUAGUCUAACUCUGGGACAUUUCCUGCAGACAUGUUGGAUUAAAACAAAAUGAGUCCUGGUCAAUGUUAAUUGGCUUCAACAUAAUCCACAGUGGAAGUGAAGGUUUAAAUAAUCAACUCAGCACAGACAGAAGAUGGACUUGUGUAAUAAUGGACUGGAGACCAAAUUCAAAUGAAUACAAAGUAGAUGGAUGUGUGGAAUGUAUUAAAUUAGUGACCAAUCAGAAAGAAGACAGGUGUUUGUUUCAUCAGGUUCAUGAAAAGACAAAGACUUCUAUCAGUCUGAUGAAGCUCUGAGCAAAACACACAGCUGAUGUCAGUGCUAUCAAAGAACAUUUGUUUUUAUGGGCUGAAUGUGUUGAAUGUACUGAAUGUGCUUUAUUUUUCAUGUUGCAGUUUCUUGUUCCUCCAGCUCUGCUCAUGCUGUAAAUAAAGCUUUUUCUCUUUUUAACUAAGUGAAUGUACUGUAUGUUUCUUUACUCUGCAUUACUCUUUAAACUCCAAGUACAGAUUUAUAUAAACAAAUCCACUUGUUUUUUUGAAAAUGUGUGAGACAGAAAAAUCUUGAGUCAGGGACCAUGUCACCAAUAAUCUAUUAUUCUAAUCUAUUCUAACCAUAGUCUAUAGUCUGUUUAAAAACAGAGAAUAAGGUUGUUUUAUGCUGAUAAAAACAUACAUAUGUCAUGGAUCAAAUGUUCUUUAGUUUAAAUGUAUAAAAACUGGAUACUACAUACUCUAAGAGUAAAUCUCCUCAGUAAAAUAAAAUAGUUCAGAUACAGCAUCAAAUUAAAGGUAUGAACUUGUGAGACAGUCUCAGAUUCUAUUUAUUCAAACAAAGAAAUGGUGAAUCCAGGAUGUCAACAGACAGUGUGAGGGGGUGAGAUUGUUGGGAUGUGUUUCAUGCACCAAUGGAUACUCAACUCUGUGACUGCAUCCACUGUUGGUUUAACAGUGUAAAGGCAGAACAACGACAGAGCCACUCAGCUGGACUCAGCACACUCUCACUGACAUCUAGUGGCUGAAAAGCACUUUUACCAGUAAAUUAUUUGAGCUGUUGUUGCACUUCAUAACACAACAAAAUGAGCUGGUUAAAGAUAAACGGAGGAAUAAAAUGAAUGCAUCUAUUUGA
This is a messenger RNA of Lates calcarifer (barramundi perch), 3007 nucleotides long. Its product is annotated as tumor necrosis factor receptor superfamily member 14. Lineage: Eukaryota; Metazoa; Chordata; Actinopteri; Centropomidae. The record is from RefSeq and is a predicted model, not a curated record. Gene Ontology annotation, biological process: defense response to Gram-positive bacterium; signal transduction; positive regulation of T cell migration. Gene Ontology annotation, molecular function: protein binding; transmembrane signaling receptor activity. Gene Ontology annotation, cellular component: membrane; external side of plasma membrane.